Messenger RNA from Dicentrarchus labrax (European seabass), 2441 nucleotides. Its product is annotated as odorant receptor 131-2-like. Bases 553 to 1461 code for a protein of 302 amino acids. The transcript has 2 exons. The record is from RefSeq and is a predicted model, not a curated record. Gene Ontology annotation, biological process: G protein-coupled receptor signaling pathway. NCBI's taxonomy places the organism in Eukaryota, Metazoa, Chordata, Actinopteri, Moronidae. Gene Ontology annotation, molecular function: G protein-coupled receptor activity. Gene Ontology annotation, cellular component: membrane.
CAAGAGUUAGUCCCAACAAUCCACCAAGCCCUUAUGUCCAAAUCUACAUUAUUUUACAUUUCUAUAGAUGCCUGUGUAGCCUCACUGGAAUUAUUGAGAGAAGAGAACAAGAAGCAACAGGCAUUAAUUCAAUAGCCUGACAAUGACUGAAUAUUGUACUUCUUCACCUUGACCAGCCUAAUUUCCCUACUUGGGAUAAUAAAGUUGACAUUAACCUACAGCCUGGAUGUGUCUAGUGAUAGUCACUCAGGGAGACUUGCAGAAAGAGGCAAUGACGACACUGUGGUGAGCAAAGUUUAAUAUGCCCUCACUCUACAUGUGUUCUAGUUGCUCCUAUAAAAUAUUCAUGCGCAGCCCUCACUCAGAACACUGCAAAGACCUCUACAGACAACAUCUGUCUUUGGAAAUGUGUGCCACAACGCUAUGCUACUGCAGGGAAGGGUUUUGUCUUUUUGUGAUAGGAAUCUAAUUUUCUUUUCACUGAGACAUUUAAUAAUAAUAAUUUAACACUUGGAAGAACCUCAAUAAUCUGUAUAUUUGUUUAGAAAAGUGAUGGCUGAUAACAACUCAUCGGCUGGUGGUGGGGUCUCACUGAAGCAGAUCAAUGACAAAGUCAUUAUUGUGCAGAUCCUGGUGAUGAUAUUUCUUUGCAUCAACUUUUUGCUCAUUGUAACCUUUUUCAGGAAGGAGUGCUUCUACACAACUGCACGCUACAUCUUAUUUGCUGUUACACUUCUGUCUGAUAGCUUUAUAUUGCUCACGUCUAAUAUUCUGCUAAUAAUGAACCACUUUAAUUUUACUAUACAAGUUUGGUUAUGCAUCAUUAUCUCUGUUGUGGUACUUCUGUAUGUAAUAGUCACACCAGUUACUCUGACAGCAAUGACUCUGGAGCGCUUUGUGGCCAUUUGCAUGCCCCUGCGGCAUGCAGAGCUGUGCUCCACUCGCAGCACUAUACAUUGCAUCCUCAUCAUUCACGGCCUCAGCUCUGUACCCUGCAUUGUUAUUCUCUCUGCCUUCUUUGCAUCAGCAUCUCUUAGCGUGUACAAACAAUAUAAGGUAUGUUCUGUGGAGAUGUUCAUGUUGUACAGGUGGCACGAUCAUCUUAGGUCAGCUGUUAGUCAGUUUUACUUCUUGAUCAUGUGUAUCAUCAUUGUAUUCUCGUAUGUUAAAAUAAUGAAAGUGGCCAAAGCUGCAUCAGGAGAGAAUAAAAAGUCAACGUGGAAAGGGCUGAGAACAGUAAUUCUUCAUGGUUUCCAGCUGCUCCUCUGUCUCAUCCAGCUGUGGUGCCCAUUAAUAGAAGCUGCUGUGUUUCAAAUUGAUUUAAUGUUAUUUAUUAAUGUCAGGUAUGCUACCUACAUAUUGUUUAGUGUUACUCCAAGAUGUCUGAGUCCUCUUAUUUAUGGCCUCAGGGAUGAAACUUUUUUUAAUGCACUGAAAAACUAUGUCUUCUUUGGCUUGUAGAAAAUAAAUAUUUGACAUGGUACAUUAAUAAUUUUCUAGCACAGAAACUAAACAAUGCACUAAUUAAAUCAACUGAAUAUGUAUGCAAUUCACUUUUACUUAAUUCUAGUUUAUUGUUAUAAGCCUGACUAUUACUGCAUUGUUAUUUAACUUAUUAUGUAACUUUUCUACCUUAAAAUAACAGUUUCAUAAUCAUUUCGACGCUACACUGACUUGUCCCAGUCUUCAGCCUGGACUGAGAGCUCAAAGCAUAUUUGGUGGUGUAUUUACACGGCAAGCAAAGGAGCUUCAGACCAACAGGAGAAGAAGGUUUUCAGGCCCACGGCCAGCGAAAGCCAGUGGGGAAAGCUGACACAGAGCGGAGCUCAUGUUAUGCCAGAACCAGAGCUGAAGAAGAAGCCACAGGACAAGAGUAAAUCUUUGUCGUUGGUGAGAGCUUUGUGAAUUAAAAGGUUGCAGACAGAUGCCGAGCUGGCUUUCUUGUUGUCAGUAAUAUUAGCUUGUUAUGUCUUGUGUUGUUGCAAUUGCUCGAUGUUUUGCUAUGUUAGCAAAGACUCGCUAGUUUUUGGCCAUAAAUCAUGCAAUCAUAAACAAUGCACGUGUACAGCUGUCCAUAUUUACGUCAGAGGUAUCAGACAAUAUUGCUAAAAUCCCCAAUCUUAUAUAAUGUUUCUUUACAUUACAGUUUAAGCUCAACACUGUUUGUAUUGUUGCAUCAUUGUGCAUUUGAGGUGCCCAUGUUUUUAGUUUUUUUUCUGCCUUUCAUGUUAAAUUCUAUUAAAUAUUGAUUAAAGGUCCUUGUUGCAUCCAAACCUAGCAACAAAUAUGACACACAGAGUGCUUGGACUGUAUUAACAAUAAACAACUGCUGUGUUAUAUAUUGUGUUAAUAUUAAAGUUGUAAAGCUAUAUAAGCAUUUUACAUACUUUGAUUUUGACUGUAAUGUUUGUUUAGAGGAAAAUAAAUUAUACAGAAAAGAA